Molecule: messenger RNA, 2287 nt
Organism: Alosa alosa (allis shad)
Lineage: Eukaryota; Metazoa; Chordata; Actinopteri; Clupeiformes; Clupeidae
Gene: ndc80
Product: NDC80 kinetochore complex component
Exons: 17
Coding region: 78-2009 (643 amino acids)
Biological process (GO): attachment of mitotic spindle microtubules to kinetochore
Cellular component (GO): Ndc80 complex
Source: RefSeq, a predicted model, not a curated record
GUUGUUCGCGGACAUUUUUGAAUUUCUGGCUGACGUUAGACCCGACGAAGAAGUCGUUUUCAUCUGUCUGUGCUAAGAUGAACCGACGUACUGGUAAUAGAUAUUCAGAGCUGCCACUUCGUGUGGCAGGGAAUAGAACGAGUAUGGUCAGCGCCACUCCUCAGAGCAAAGACCUCUUCGGUAAAUUAAGCCUAGCAAAAGGACAAGCAUCUGGAACAUCAGAACGAAGAACAAGCUUUUUCGGAAAUGCAUCCUCAGGAAACCAACGAAAUAGCUUCUUUGGGGCAUAUGGAGGUUCUGAGAAGAUCAAAGAUCCCCGGCCCUUACACGACAAGGCUUUUAUUCAGCAGUGCAUCAAACAGCUUUGUGAGUUUCUGUCAGAUAAUUCUUUCCCUGGGACUAUUACUGUCAAGUCACUCCAGUCACCCUCUACAAAGGAGUUCCUGAAGAUUUUUGAAUUUACCUUGAGUCUGCUAGACCCCACCUUCCAGAUGCCCAAUGCCAGAGUUGAGGAAGAAGUACCAAGAAUCUUCAGAGACUUGGGGUACCCUUUUGCACUCUCCAAAAGCUCCAUGUACUCAGUUGGAGCCCCGCAUACAUGGCCACAGGUCCUGGGGGCGCUAGUUUGGCUGAUGGACUCUGCCAGGCUCUUCAGCUGCUUGCGAGAGCAGGACCUCCUCUUCUCAGACUUCGCAGACGACAACACCGACGUGGAGGAAGGAGUCGAGUACAACAAGCUCUUCAUGGACUACUCCUGUGAGAGCUACAACAAGUUCAUGCAGGGAGCGGACAUGUUUGAUGAGGAGGAUGCAGAUUACCUGAAUGCGCUGAAGAGGCUUUACAAUGUGGAUGAGGAGCACCUGGCGUCUCAGUGGGAGAGGUACCAGGCCCUGGCAGAGGAGGUGGAGAGACUGGAGAAGGAAAGUCACAAGGAUCCACUCAUGAACAAACGCACUCAGAAACUCCACAUGCAGACAGAUCUGCAGAAGCUUCGGGAAUACCGCGACAAUCUGGAAGCUUUUAAAACCAAUCAAGACAACAAGGCUGCAAGUCUGACUGAAGAACUUGAGGCUACAACCUUGCAGCGCGACAGUCUGAAACAGGAACAGGCCCGGCUUCAGAACAUCCUGCAGAACCAGAAGUUCACGCCGGCCGACAUCGAGCGGAUCAACCGGGAGCGCAAUGAGCUCCAGCAGACGCUGGACAGCCUGAGCCGCAGCCUGGAGGAGACGCAGCAGCAGCUGUGGGCCGAGGAGAUCUCCGUGGCCAAGGCCAAGGAGGAGGCUGAGAAGGACCUGGCCGAGUACCACAAGCUCGCCCGUAAACUGAAGCUCAUUCCCCAGUCGGCCACUAAUGCCUGCGGACAUGACUUUGAGAUCAGAAGCCUUCGGGAUUACAGCAUGGCGGCCAUGACUGAAUACAAAGCACAUAUUCAGAAUCCCCUUAGAAACAUGAUAACAGAUGUAGAGGAUGAGUUCAAUAAGCUGACCAAUAAGAAACUGAGCCUGCAAGAGUCUUUGGAGCAGGUGAAGUCCAACGUAUCUGACAAAUCCAAUGACGUGAAGCAGUUGAAGGAACAGAUCAGGAGACUGGAUGAGCAGCUGGAGCUUGAUGUACAGGACAUUGCGGAUGAGGAAGAGAGGUGGGCAGCGGAUAUUGACUCGGCAGAAAGUCACAAGAAGCUUCUAGAGAAGAAGGUGAUGGAUGGAUACGAUGAGGCCAUGGAGCAGCUUAAAGCAGCACAGCAACAGUACCAUCUUGUCCUGCAAGAGACCAAAGAGGAGAGACGUACCGUCUCAAACAAUCUGGCCAGCGUAUUGGGGGUAGCAUUAAAUCACUUGGACAUUAUAGAAAAAAACAUCAGUGACCAGGCAGAAAGACUUGAUCGGUUACACAAGGAGGUCCUGCAGCAGGAUGAAGUGGAUCUAAAACAGAUGAAGGCAAUGAUGGCCAAUUACAUAGCAAAGGCCAACUCGUUCUGCAGCAAGACAAGCAGAUCUGAAACAUGAAGACCAUGGCGACCAACUCUUGUAAAGACAUUCCCAUUUCCUUUUAAGAGGGUUUGUGUGCAUAGUUGACUUGUUAAGAGAAGAUAGCCCAGGGACAGGAUAUUAUUCUAGGCUACAUGUAUUAUUUUGUUACUAAAAGGCAUAUAUGUUUGUUUUUCAUUUGUAAUGAUUGUUAACAUGUCAUGUUUUUGUAUUGGAUUGUGUUUGUAUUGCUAAAUACUGAUCCUUUCAUAGGUAUUCCACUUAUAAUUGAAUAAAUUGAUGACUUGGUAAAGCAA